Molecule: messenger RNA, 1685 nt
Organism: Sitodiplosis mosellana (orange wheat blossom midge)
Lineage: Eukaryota; Metazoa; Arthropoda; Insecta; Diptera; Cecidomyiidae
Product: ribonuclease Oy-like
Exons: 4
Coding region: 212-1099 (295 amino acids)
Biological process (GO): RNA catabolic process
Cellular component (GO): extracellular region
Molecular function (GO): ribonuclease T2 activity; RNA binding
Source: RefSeq, a predicted model, not a curated record
GUGUGUUUGACGUUUACUAUUCAAAAUACACUCAAACUAAGCCUAAAAUUGACGCUAGUUCAAUGCAUAUGGGCUUGCUAUCAUAAUUUUAGAUAAACAAGUGUCGUUUAUCGCAAAGCAAAAAAAAAAUCCCAGUGACUUGACUGAAACGUCGUUAUUUGCACUGGCCAAGUAAAACGAUACAUCAUUUAUUGGAAACACGUCAACCAAAAUGGUAUUGGAACGACGGGCCGAUUUUUGUGUUUUUAUUAUUUCAAUCAGCAUUUUGUGUAUAAAAUCGUGCAUUGGGUCAGAAAUCAACCGGGAUGAGACGCGUUCGAAAAAUGAUUUUGACAUACUGAUUUUUACCCAGAGAUGGCCCAUCACCGACUGUAUGACCUGGAUGAAUAAGGGAAACGAUCAUGUGUGCAUUUUGCCAUCGCAAAAAGACACAUGGACCAUCCAUGGUGUUUGGCCCACCAAAUAUCGAACCAUGGGCCCGUUCUUUUGUAAUGAUUCAGCACCAUUCGAUAUUAAUACACUAGAACCGCUGAUGGAUCAAAUGAAACAGUAUUGGAUUAAUAUUGAAAAAGGAACACCUGAAGCAUCAUUAUGGCAACAUGAGUGGCUUAAGCACGGCACAUGUGCCAGUGUUUUGGCCGAGUUGAGCACGGAGAACAAGUACUUUGGACAAGGUUUGACAUGGCUUCAAAAAUACACGAUGAAUAAAUUGCUUUCGAAAUCCAGCAUCGAACCCGGAUCACAAUACAAUGCCGUUGACUUUCACAAUGCGAUCAAAAGUGCAACAAAUACGAAUCCAUCGAUUCACUGUGUUCGCGAAAAACACCAUACUGGCGAACAGUAUCUAUCGGAGAUUAAAAUCUGUUUCGACAAAAAGUUGGAAUUAGUCAAUUGCAAUGGAGUUUUAGGACUGCCAAAAACAUAUUUCGAUGAUGAUGUUAUCACGAACUGCGAUUUGAAUGUUCAAAUCAACUACCCCAGCACAUUGCCACAACAUUUGCUGAACGAUUUCGAUCGUGAGUCGAUCAAGCCCGUUUGGCGUUUUCCUUGGGUCAAUCUCUAUAAAUUGAUUCAACUCAUCAAAUGGUUUACACUUUAAAAUGCAUCAACUCAACAACAACAAAAAACCCACUUAUUCGAUAUUACAUAGUCCAUUCAAAAAUUGUACCAUUUCGCCCGAGUUUAGGAAAAAAACACAUUUUUAUUGAAAUUGUAAAGUAUUCAGGAAUCUAAAUAGCAUAUCAUUUUGGAUGACGGACUUUUUUUUAGGAAAAUAUAACCGUGACAUAUAUACAAGGAACUGCUUCUCUAUUUUGCACAUUGUUAUUUGUACCGCAUAAGUAGGUAGACAUGUCAAUUGUAUAUAUAGGUGUAUUUAUUUAUAACUUGUAGCCGAUAAGGAAUUUUUUUUUUGAUCGACAAAAAGAGAGACACCAAACCGUAUUGAUGUACCGUAAUCAAAUUUUACUGAAAGAAUUUCGUAUAGAAUCCAAUUUUUCCAUUGUUUGUAUUGAAAUUUUUGCACAACUGAUGAUCGAGCAAACACAAGACGUGAACGUAACUUAAGCAAUAGAUUUUCACACUUUGUAAUUCAUUGAGCCAUUGAGUCUAAUAUUUGAAUAGCAUAUAUUUGUAUCUGCACAUACGGUGAAAAUAAUAAAUGGCAAUAGAGCGAGAAAAAAAAA